AUGACGAACUUUGACUUUAAUUCCCUGCCGCAUUAUAAUCCGCGUAAAAACCGCAAGGUAGCUUUAGUUACAGGUGGAAACAGUGGCAUCGGAUGGUACACCGUUCUACAUCUGUACAUGCACGGAUUCGCAGUCUAUGUAGCGGGAAGAAAUGCCAACCGGGUUUCUCGGGCCAUGAAGGACAUCAAGAAGGAAGCCAAAGCUAGACUUAAAGCCUUAGAACCGGAAGAGAGAAGUCCUCUAGGAGAAUUGCUGUUUUUGUCGCUGGAUUUGACGCAGCUAAAGUCGGUUGAAAAAGCUGCAAAAAGGUUUCGCAGUCUGGAGGCCUCUUUGGACGUGCUCAUCAACAACGCGGGUGUGAUGGCCCUUCCAUACAGCGUGACCGAGGACGGGUUCGAAAUUCAGCUACAAACAAACUACGUGGCUCACUUUUUACUCACGAUGCAGCUGUUACCUAGUAUCAAGCGGUGUCGCGGCAGAAUUAUAUCCGUGUCGUCCGUGGGCCAUAACCUGGAGCUUUCUUACUUCAGCUUAUCACAGAGCUUCAAUUACAAGCCGAACAUUAUAUUUACGUGGAUGCGUUACGCAAUGGCAAAGACGGCCUCCAUUCAGUUUGCCAAAAUGCUGGCGAUAAAGCAUCCAGACAUCCUGUGCAUGUCCGUGCAUCCUGGUCUGGUCAUGAAGACCAACCUGUUUAGCUAUUGGACGCGGCUUCCCAUAGUAGGUAUUUUCUUUUGGUUUUAUUUCCAGUUGGUAGGCUAUUUCUUUGGAGUCUCCAAUGAGCAGGGUUCGGUUUCCACACUGAAAGCAGCACUUUCAACCGAACUGGAACGAGAGUGGGAUAAUGGCAAGUAUCUCACGACUGGGGGGCGAGAGGCAAAACCCAGCUAUGUGGCCAAUAAUCUCGACAAUGCUGCCUCUACUUGGUUGUGGACGAUUCAUGAGCUACGGGAUCGUGGCUAUGAUUUUUGA
Lachancea meyersii CBS 8951 is the source of this 972-nucleotide messenger RNA. Lineage: Eukaryota; Fungi; Ascomycota; Saccharomycetes; Saccharomycetales; Saccharomycetaceae. The record is from the annotation of a GenBank genome assembly.